CCGUAGAUUUCCCGGAAGUACAACUAGAACUACUCAGCUAGCUAGCUAGCAAGUGGUCACAUUUCCACCGUUUGGGCUUUUGGCCAUCUUUUCAUCUUUACAUCGCACAUUUGACUGAAUUAAAUACAUUUAAAAGUUUCAGAUCUUAUUCGCCACCAUGUUCCUCACCCUCACUCUUCUGCGGAAAGGUACUCCAGGGAAGCAGUGGAUCGGCAAGUAUCGGCGUUUUCGGCCAAUCACGUGGCAGAUGAAACGCAACAUGCUGAAGCAUUUGGAGCGUGAGGCAGAGAAUGAAUACUGGAUCAGCCGGCCGUACAUGACCCCCGAGCAAGAGUACUGCCACGCCGCUGAGCGCAGAGCCCAAAACUGGUUGAAGAUCAAGGAGUCCAACUUCUCAAAUUUCCCUGAGCACAAGUACAUCACGGACCACCUGAGUCAUCUGAGAAUCACCAAGACAUGGUCGAGUUAAUGCGAACAGCAAAACUACACACAGAGACUUAAAUGAUCAGUGUUGGGUUUUUGUAGUUUGUUAUGCCACCUGAAAGGGCGGGCUAAUUAAGAUAAUUUAUACUUUUGUCUGCUGUUUUAUUAUGAAUUAAUAAUGAAACUGCUUACCACA
This is a messenger RNA of Nothobranchius furzeri (turquoise killifish), 619 nucleotides long. It is a transcript of the gene mrpl57, whose product is annotated as mitochondrial ribosomal protein L57. Gene Ontology annotation, molecular function: structural constituent of ribosome. Gene Ontology annotation, biological process: mitochondrial translation. Lineage: Eukaryota; Metazoa; Chordata; Actinopteri; Cyprinodontiformes; Nothobranchiidae. Gene Ontology annotation, cellular component: mitochondrial ribosome. The record is from RefSeq and is a predicted model, not a curated record.